Messenger RNA from Manis pentadactyla (Chinese pangolin), 2555 nucleotides. It is a transcript of the gene CCDC38, whose product is annotated as coiled-coil domain containing 38. The coding region runs from base 1 to 1671 and encodes 556 amino acids. NCBI's taxonomy places the organism in Eukaryota, Metazoa, Chordata, Mammalia, Pholidota, Manidae. Gene Ontology annotation, cellular component: centrosome. The record is from RefSeq and is a predicted model, not a curated record. The transcript has 14 exons.
AUGUCAUCACAGUUUUUGCCAGUAUCACUGACUUCUGGAGAUGAAUUAAAAGAUGACUCAAUCAGAAAGGACAGGCCAUAUAAGAUCUUUUUUAAAGAUCUCUUUCUCUUCAAAGAAAAUGAAAUGGCAGCAAAGAAAAAGGAAAAAUACAUGAACCGCCUCAUGAAAGUCCACCAAAAGUCCACUUUUUCAUCCCGAAUGAAGAGUCGUUCACACCUGGGCCAAAUAGUAUUGUACUCCCACCCAGCUCCUAGCUCGUUUGAAAAGUCUGGGCUCGACCCCACCCUUGUUCUCAGGUUAACAGAACGUGCAGACACAAAAAGGACUGUUCAUGAAUUUAUUAAUGACCAGAGAGACAGGUUUCUGCUUGAGUAUGCUCUGUCAACCAAAAGAAAUACAAUUAAAAAGUUUGAAAGGCUCAUAGCAACGAAGGAAAGGCAGCUCAUAAAAGCAGAAAAAAAGCUCCAAGAGGACGCAGUGGCAUUUGAAGAGUUCCUUCGAGAAAACGACCAGAAAUCUGCAGAUGCUCUCAAGAUUGCAACGCAGGAAACUAUAAACAAACUCCAGAUGACAGCAGAGCUAAAGAAGGCGAGUAGGGAUACACAGGCAGUGAAAAGUGAAAUAGUAAAAACAGAAUUCCUCCUUAGAGACUACAUGAAAUAUGGACUUUUUCUGCUGAAAUUGUCUCCGAAACCCUGGCAAAUCCAGCAAGCAAUGAAAAGGGUGCAGGUGUCAAAAAGCCAAGAAGAUAUGAAUGUCACUCUUCCAAAAAUAUUAACAAAACUGAAUACAAGGAAAAAAGAGGGCAGUGUUGAGGAGUAUAGGAGGACAUCAUUCUCAGAAGAGUAUUUUCUGGGAAGUAGCCAAGGUAACACUAAAGAUUUGGGACUUAAGUCCCAGAACCAAUCUGAAAGUAUCAGUUCAGAAGACAGUUUGGAAUUAUUUUUAGAUGAUAUGGACUAUGAUCUGGAGCCAGAGCUUUAUUUCAAAGAACCAGAAGAGUUACUUCAAGUCCUCACAGAGCUGGAAGAGCAGAAUCUUACUUUGGUACAGUAUUCCCAAGAUGUAGAGGAAAAUCUUGAAGAUGUAAAUAAAAGAGAGAAACUUAUACAGGAUAAAAUAAAUAGAAACAUAGAAUUUCUUUUGAAGCACAAGGAAAUGCUUAAGGCUAACUGUGAGAGAGAAGAGGAAAAAGCAGCAGAACUGGAAUUAAGGUCCAGGCUAUUUAGUUUCGGAGAAUUCAAUUCAGAAGCUCAGGAAAAACUGAUAGACUCUCUUAGUAAAAAAAUUAAUCAAGUAUGUAAAGUCUGCAUUGGAGAUACUGAGGUUGGUGGUCUUGACCCAGUUCAAAAGCUGGUAAAAGUGGAGUCUCGCCUGGUGGAAUUGAGUGAUCUCUUCGACUCCAUUCCCAAAGAAAAUGUGGAGGCGAUUGAGAGGAUAAAGCAGAAAGAACGGCGGCAAAAGUUGCGUGAAGAGAAAAUUAAAGAAAAACAAAAACACCAUGAAGAAAGGCUAAAAGCUGCUCUAGAAAGAGCAGUAGCACAACCAAAGAUAAAGCUGGGGAGACGACUUACCUAUCGCUCAAAACCUCCAUCUGAUAACAAACAUGAACAACUUUUAGUGAAGGAUACAAGAACAAAUUCACUAGAGGAAGAAUAUUUUUUCACUUGAAUAGGAGCAGUAAGACAUUUACUAUCAGAAUGUUUUAGGUGUAUUUUGUAGAUUUUGAUUUUCAGUAGUGGCAAUAUUCUGCCUCGUAUGCUGAUCUAACCAAUUUGAGGAAGACAGGCCCUUUUUCCAAAGGUUUUUGGGAAUGAGAAUUAUUUUCUUUUGUUGAAAACUUUUAUUAUCAUCUCCCAACUAUUAUUACAUAUCUAAACAUUUUAUCUAUACUUUGAGAGUGGUCUCAGUUGCAGAUACACAUCCAAGUUACUGAUACACCUAUAUGAUGAAUGACCAGUAAAGUGCAAUAAUGGCAUUCCCUGACAACAUGAGACUUUAAAAACGAUAAUAUUUUUUUUCAGCCAGUGUGCAGGAAAAGUUCAUACUAUAUAUUUUAUCACUAUGGAGUAUACAUUUUAACAAUGUAUAACUAAAAUAUCUAAAAGGUUUUGAGGAGUUUAAAACCUAAAUGAAAAAAACACUACAUUACGUCCUCAGAACAUAACUGUGAGGAUAGUUUUUAAUUCACAUUAAGGAACUCUGUUUAGAAACCUUAAUUCUCUUAAGUGAACAAACCAUAUGCCUUCAGCUUAAACGUCAGCUCACAAUUUCUGUUGUGCUCUAAAUUCACAAUUAUUUUAAUUUUCAGGUGUUUCAAUUUUGCUAUAAUAUAUACAUUACUUAGCUUACACUGAUACAGAACUGUGAUCAGUUGACUACUAAAUACAGUAUAUAUUUAUUUCUAAGAAAAUAUUUAACUUUAUACAUGUCAAAAAUGGCUCAAAAAAUAAAAUAAAAAAAUAGUUGCUUUUACAAGGUCUCAGUUGAUACGUAAUUAUAAGAAAAGGGCCAAAACUCACCUUCAUAAAUAGUAUAUUUCACUUACAGAAAAA